Schizosaccharomyces japonicus yFS275 is the source of this 906-nucleotide messenger RNA. Its product is annotated as vacuolar sorting protein Vps68. Lineage: Eukaryota; Fungi; Ascomycota; Schizosaccharomycetes; Schizosaccharomycetales; Schizosaccharomycetaceae. The transcript has 3 exons. Bases 144 to 665 code for a protein of 173 amino acids. Gene Ontology annotation, cellular component: cytosol; membrane; cytoplasm. The record is from RefSeq and is a predicted model, not a curated record.
ACCAAAACGGCAAACUUCAACACAUUACAGUAUCAAUCCCAUUGAUAAACUGCGGCAGAUCAGAGCUCUCAUAACUGUCUGAAAGUAGUGUAGUACAUCUUGUUGGCUUUUAAAACGACCAUUAUACUUUAUAAUUCUUGAUUAUGUCUUCCUCACCUGAGAACGGCGGCGGCCUCUUCCGGUUUCGAUUCUCCUCUUUACAUCUCUCCUACAGAAACUUGGGAGUGUAUUCCUCUGGUGUUUUUUUUGCUUCUGGAAUUUGGGUCUUUAUCAACGCUUGUUUAACGAGUAAACUAGUGAACGGCGGAGAUGUACAUGUUGAAUUCGAAGAUUGGGUUCCAUUCUUGUGUUCCCUCCUGGGAAUGAUUAUUGUAAAUUCUGUUGACAAGUCUCGCCUUAGCGGUGACUCCUUUGCUUACACAGAUGAAAACAUUGCUAGUAAGGCUCGGCUUAUCCUUUUUAUUGGUUUCUCCUUGCUUGCAAGCGGUCUCGCCGGUAGUUUCACAGUAUUUAUUCUGAAAUACCUGAUGAACGGCUACCAAGGAAUGACUCUUUGGCUCGGUCUCUCCAAUAUUAUAUCUAAUAUUCUUUUGAUGAUUAGUGCAAGUUUGCUCUGGGUAACGGGCAACAUGAACGAUGACUAUCAUUACAAUCUGCAACUCUAGGAGCCCAGCAUACCUGUAUACACACCAUAAUGAAAUGAACACAUGCAAACAAUCAAAGAGUUACUAAAACAGGAACAUGAAAACAUGCUUACCCUUCUUGUCAAAGCUCUCAUCGUGAUUCUUACUCCCCCUUGACUACGGACCAAAUAGUUUGUCCGACUUUUCUAUAUACAGACACCUUUUAAUAAAUGAUCUUGAUGCAUAAAAUUCAUUCAUAUGGAUAACAUUGAACGUAUUUUCA